AUGGCUAAGAAGCUCAAUCCUACGCAGUUCACCAAAGCGGUCAUGCGCUCAUUCAUGAAGGACUCCGGUCUUGAGCCAACUCUUCUUGGAAAGCAUUUCCGUGUUCUUAAUGCCGUAGAAGGCAAAGUUGAAUUCGAGCUCGACAUCCAAAAGAGCCACACCAAUCGUCUACAAACCCUCCACGGCGGAACGCUCGCCAGUCUAGUUGAUCUCGGUGGCUCUCUCGUAGUUGCUUCAACAGGCCGCUUCGCCACCGGUGUCUCAACCGAUUUAAACGUCACUUAUCUGAGCCCCGGAGGCCGCCCGGGCGAUGUCCUGAAGGGAGUUGCUACGCUGGAUAAGAUCGGCAAGACUCUUGCGUUUACGCAGGUUACCUUUACGAAUAGUAAGGGGCAGCUUGCUGCGAGGGGAAGUCAUACGAAAUAUGUGACUGGAACCAUGGGUGAGGCCGGCCCCUAUGUUGCUCCUCCUGAGUUUUCGGAUGUCGAUUAG
Messenger RNA from Fusarium coffeatum, 492 nucleotides. RefSeq lists its product as uncharacterized. The transcript is spliced from 7 exons. Bases 1 to 492 code for a protein of 163 amino acids. Lineage: Eukaryota; Fungi; Ascomycota; Sordariomycetes; Hypocreales; Nectriaceae. Gene Ontology annotation, molecular function: fatty acyl-CoA hydrolase activity. The record is from RefSeq and is a predicted model, not a curated record.